Molecule: messenger RNA, 834 nt
Organism: Dothidotthia symphoricarpi CBS 119687
Lineage: Eukaryota; Fungi; Ascomycota; Dothideomycetes; Pleosporales; Dothidotthiaceae
Product: GATA type zinc finger protein Asd4
Exons: 3
Coding region: 1-834 (277 amino acids)
Biological process (GO): negative regulation of transcription by RNA polymerase II; positive regulation of transcription by RNA polymerase II
Molecular function (GO): DNA-binding transcription factor activity, RNA polymerase II-specific; zinc ion binding; RNA polymerase II cis-regulatory region sequence-specific DNA binding
Source: RefSeq, a predicted model, not a curated record
AUGACUUACGCAACUGCCGCGCCCGCGACCCCUGGUGGACAGGCAAACUCGCCGCCCCAAUGUCAGAACUGCACCACGAGCACCACACCGCUCUGGCGUCGCGAUGAGACGGGCUCCGUUCUCUGCAACGCCUGCGGCCUGUUUUUGAAGCUGCACGGCCGACCCCGACCAAUCUCGCUCAAGACCGAUGUCAUCAAGAGCCGCAACCGUGUCAAGGCGGGCGGACCAGGCGGCCGUAAGAAGGCUGGUGAAACAAACGGUCUUCCCGCUGCACACCCCAACGCCGACGGCUCGCUAGGACUCGCUCAGCACCGACGUGUAUCCGACAAGCUCUCGUCAGGGCUCUCCGACCGGUCGCAAUCGCCAAUCUCGCGCACAGGCACACCGAACUUUGCCCUUCACUCCAACAUUGCGCCUCAGCAUUUGUUUGAUGGUGCUCUCCACGGCGAGGCUGUGUUCCACUCGCCAUCUUUGCCUGGCUUUGGUCUCCGACAGCCAUCGCCUGGCUCCACAUCCUCCAUCAACGGCUCGCACCUCGAACCCCCGCUACCCUACGACACACUUGCUGCUCAGAACACCGCCUUGAAGACGCGCGUCUCGGAGAUGGAACUCAUCAACGACCUCUUUAGAACCCGCGUCAAUGAGCUGGAACAGAGCGAGCAGGCUGCGCGGGAAACGCAAGCGAAGCUGAUGCAGGAGAUUGAGGAUUUGAAAAGACGGCUGGACGACCGAGACGUGAUCGAGGACAACGACGACCGUCACAAGAGGCCGCGACUCAGUGAUCUAAUCGAUGAGAGCCGAGCCGGAACACCCAUUGAAGCAAUGGUGGAGUAG